AGAAAUUUCGAAGGAAAGAACUAAGGGAUAAAUAUUGGAUUACUGAGAGAAAUGAAAAUACUAGGUCAUACGGAAUUUCCGCAAAAGAAUGGAUUGCAACUCUUCACUCUGAAAAGUUACUUAGUCGAAUAUAUUUAUUCAUUUCAUCAUAA
Dentiscutata erythropus is the source of this 152-nucleotide messenger RNA. Lineage: Eukaryota; Fungi; Glomeromycota; Glomeromycetes; Diversisporales; Gigasporaceae. The record is from the annotation of a GenBank genome assembly.